CACAACAGGUGUCUAAAAAUGACCUGAGGACUUGAUUGUAAAACAGUUUUAGUAUUUUAAAAAGCUCUUUCUCUACAACUGGUUAUGAUGAGAAGGAUUUACAGAAGAAUGCACGUCUUUCCAUGAGAUACAUCAUCCAUUUAUUGUAAAAUGUCUGCACAAAAAAUAAAAACCAAGACAAAAAAUUUCAGGCUGUACAUGGUGACAUGGAAUGUAGGAGACAGAAAUGCACCCACAGAUUUCACAGAACUGUUAAAAUUGGAUCAGGAUCAAUUGCCAAAUAUUUAUGCUGUUGGGUUACAGGAAAUGACAGGGGGUGAUGACCAUGUUUACAAUGACUGGACAAAACAUCUCACAGAAAUUCUCACUGAUAGGGGAUAUUUCAGGGUUAAAUCUGUAAGAAUGCAAGCUAUUUUACUGGUAGUCUUUGUGAAGAGGGAAGACAUACUGAGCUUCACACAUAUAGAAUCAGAGAUAUCCAGGGCAGGCAUGGGUGGAUGGUGGGGAAACAAAGGUGCAGUGAGUGUAAGAUUUGAUGUAAAUGGUGUAAAUAUGAUCAUUGUCAACGCUCAUCUGGCAGCACAUAUGGAUAAUGUCCGUGAAAGAAUAGAGGAUUUUCAUACUAUUUUGAGGACACAGAAAUUCAGGGAUAAAGAUGUGGACCAUAUUCUUGACCAUGACUACAUAUUUUUUAUGGGAGACUUGAACUUCCGACUACAGAAAGUAACAAGUACUUAUGUAGAGAGAGCUAUCAGAUAUGGGGACUACAAAGCUUUAAUGGAGUAUGAUCAGCUACUAAAAUGUAUGGAAGAAGAUCUGAUAUUUGUAGACUUUGUAGAAGGUCAAAUAACAUUUCCUCCGACUUACAAGUUUGAUCCUGGAACAGAUAAUUAUGACACAAGUGCCAAACGGAGAAUACCUGCAUACUGUGAUAGAAUCUUGUGGCAUGUACAUGAAGAUUCAUUUGAGAAUAUAGCAUUAGAUGUUAAACAAUUAUCAUACGAGUCACACAUGUCAUACAAACUUAGUGAUCAUAAACCAGUAUCAUCUUUGUUUGAAAUUCAGGUAUACCCAUCUCCACCCAUCCCAUUACCAGUCAGAUUCCUACAUAUAACUUCAUCUACAAAAUGGACCAGUAAUCAAGAGGAAGAUGUUCAUUAUAAAUUUGAGAUUAGUCCUAACUUAGAAUACCAUCCUGACAAAUGGGAUUGGAUAGGAUUGUAUAAAGAAAAUUUCAGAUGUAUACGAGACCAGAUUGCCUAUGUGUAUAUUAUACAGGGAGCUAAAAUGAACAAAGAUGGCUGUUCAUUUGUUACAUUCCAUAACUUAUCAUUAGAUUCUGGAAAAUACAGACUGUUAUACAUCAGUGAAAAAAAGGAUACAUUGCUAGGUAUUAGUGAAGUAUUUCAGGUAGUAAAAUGAACAUACAGAUUUUACAAGAGAUUGAUGCUUUAAAAGUACAAUGAUAUAUACAAAAACUUCCAUAAUCCAGAAAGUAAUAUUCAUCACGUAAUGGACAUGUUUUGAAUAUUUUUUUAUAAUUCUGUGAAUCAGUGUCUGAUUUAUGCAAUCUUCCAUUGAUUAUCCCUUAUAUAGUUCAUUGGUGCCAUACAUAUCUUUUGGUUGUUAUUUGUGUCAUUUGGUCUCUGGUGGAGAGUUGUCUCAUUGGCAAUCAUACCACAUCUUCUUAUCUUUUAUACCCUAAUGAUCUGAGAAUUUACAUAUUUUAAAAGUCUUGGCUGCUUCGCUUUGAUACUGUAUAAAGCACAUACUCUACCAAGGCAGUUCAGACUGUGAUAUUGUUUAAGUUGAUUUAUACCUUUAUUUCCUGUAAACCUAUUUUGUCACUUUUAUGUUGAUUAGUAUACUCUAGAUAUGUUUUCUGUAUGCUAGGAAAACAUGCAUGUUGGGUUAAGGAAGAUGUUGACAUACAAAUUAUUUUAGAAUAGUUUCUGCUAUUUAAAAGAAGAUUUAAAAUGAGUGCUGCUGAUUAAUAUUUAUAUAUACAUAUUACUUUUUUAUUAGACUAAUAUUUUUAUAUACAAAUCCAUGUCAAAAUCAGACCACUCAAACUUGCUCAAUGAUUUGUUUUUAUAGGAUUUAUUCAAUUUAAGGGGAAUUAGAUAUUGGACAACUUUUGCUUUACUGAUCAGGGGGCUUCUAUUAUCUGCAGUUAUCUAUUAUUGGUACCUACUUUUUGCAACAUUAAGGCAAAGUUGUCAUUUAUCAGCUGAAUUUCAAUAAGGUUACAUCAAAUUUUUAAAAUUGUAUUGAGUAACAAUUUGUUAAUUUGCAUAUAUAUAUUUGAGAAAUUUGCAGAAAUGUUCUCUGGGUAGCAAUUUUUCAUUUACCUGAUAUGGAAAUCUUUCUAAUGGGCUAAACUAGUAAGUAUUUUUAGAUAUGCCUUGAAAGACAGGCGUCAAUUUAGCAAAUUGAUAAUAUAUUUAAGCCAAAAAUAAUGAGACAUUUUAGCACCAAAGUGUAACUCAUUUUAGUGCCAAAUUUUUAGCCCAUUUAAGCAAAAUGUAAAAUUAUCACUGCCGAAUUUAGCGUAGAGUUUUGUCCCAUAUUUUCCUUCUUUACAAAAUGAAAAAGUAAAAUAAUGAAUGUUAAUAUCAAGCUAAGUCAGCUAAGUGUAUUUAUUAUUAUGAUAGUUGCUAUAGGAUAUGAUUACCAAAAAUAAAAUUCUCAUUUUAAAUUUCAAUAACAUUAUAUGUAUGCAGUAUUUUCUGAAAUCGCAAUAAUAAAUCUGACAUUAGUGUCCAUUGUUGAACAUAAGCAAUACUACAGGCACACAAACAUUCUUAAUUUACAGUAUAUAUAAGUGGCCACAAUUAUGUGAACUAAACAUUUAAUGAUGGUGUUGUGAAUGUGAUGAAACUGUUAGAAACCAUUCUUAAAUGUUAAUUCUCAACCCUCUCUUCUUUUUCAAGAGGUUCGAAGAAAAUUUCUCAACACUUUCAAUAAUAGAUCUAUUGCUUUUAUGAUUUAGGGGGGAGGG
Messenger RNA from Mytilus californianus (California mussel), 3001 nucleotides. Its product is annotated as inositol polyphosphate 5-phosphatase K-like. NCBI's taxonomy places the organism in Eukaryota, Metazoa, Mollusca, Bivalvia, Mytilida, Mytilidae. Gene Ontology annotation, molecular function: phosphatidylinositol-4,5-bisphosphate 5-phosphatase activity. Bases 151 to 1422 code for a protein of 423 amino acids. Gene Ontology annotation, cellular component: ruffle; plasma membrane; cytoplasm. The record is from RefSeq and is a predicted model, not a curated record. The transcript is spliced from 12 exons. Gene Ontology annotation, biological process: phosphatidylinositol dephosphorylation.